This is a messenger RNA of Loa loa (African eye worm), 3222 nucleotides long. RefSeq lists its product as hypothetical. Gene Ontology annotation, molecular function: ATP binding; RNA helicase activity; RNA binding. Gene Ontology annotation, biological process: nuclear-transcribed mRNA catabolic process, 3'-5' exonucleolytic nonsense-mediated decay. The record is from RefSeq and is a predicted model, not a curated record. NCBI's taxonomy places the organism in Eukaryota, Metazoa, Nematoda, Chromadorea, Rhabditida, Onchocercidae. Bases 220 to 3222 code for a protein of 1000 amino acids. The transcript is spliced from 23 exons. Gene Ontology annotation, cellular component: Ski complex.
AUGGUCGAAGGUGACUCUGUAAUAACAAAAGAAUCAUGUAAUGAGUCGGAAACUGAAGAAGUGGAUGCAGAAUUUGAGGCAAGAUUUUUUGAAUUUCCAUUGAGCUAACCUUCACCAAGUGGAAAAGAUGAGCUACAAACGCAAAAUAAAGAAUAUUCUUAUGCUCAUGUUUUGAACACAUCAAAAAAUGUUGACGAUUAUGAAGUAUUAAAAAACAAUAUGGCAAGAAAGUAUCCGUUUGAACUGGAUCCAUUCCAACAGCAGGCAGUUGUCUGUUUAGAUCGUGGUGAUUCCGUAUUCGUUGCCGCUCAUACUUCGGCCGGUAAAACCGUUGUUGCUGAAUAUGCUGUUGCUUUGUGCAGUUUGCAUAAAACCAGGGCAAUAUAUACAUCACCAAUAAAAGCACUUUCAAAUCAGAAAUUUCGCGAAUUUAAGCUGAUUUUCGAAGAUGUUGGUCUUAUAACAGGUGAUAUACAACUGCAUCCAGAAGCUUUUUGUCUCAUAAUGACAACAGAAGUUUUAAGAUCUAUGCUUUAUAAUGGGUCGGAAAUUAUCCGCGAAUUAGAAUGGGUCAUUUUCGAUGAGGUACAUUAUAUCAAUGAUGCGGAGAGAAAUAACAGUGACAAUCGCGAAUACUCCUUGAAUGUUAAUAGUACUGCACUGAUCAUUGUUGGAACAACAGUAAAUAAGUUUGUUCAUGCUAUUCUUUCCGGGACGCGUGGACAUGUUUGGGAGGAAGUGCUAAUUAUGCUGCCAGCUCAUGCGAAAAUUGUCAUGUUAAGUGCUACCGUGCCUAAUUGUGUUGAAUUUGCUGAUUGGGUUGGACGCAUCAAAAAAAAACAGAUUUAUGUGAUUAUGACUGCACGACGUCCUGUGCCAUUGGAACACUUUUUGUAUACUGGGCAAGAUGGUAAAACUAAGAAGGAUAUGUUUAAAAUUAUCGAUAGCGAUGGACAGUUUGUGCAAAAAGGGUAUCAACUUGACAUUGGAAUUCAUUUCAUGAAUUUAUAUUUUGCAUAUUUUGCUUUAAUUGACAAGAAUGUUUACAUCACUGUUAUCGACCAUCUACGCAUGCAGAACAUAUGUGAUGAUAAUGCAUAUUUGUUGCGAUCAGUUGAUUUGACUACAGAAAAGGAAAAGUCUAGUAUACAUCAUUUCUUCUCAAAGUGUAUUGCGCGCUUGAGGGGUUCGGACAAACGUCUUCCCCAGGUACUACAAAUGAAGGAAUUGUGCAAGCAUGGUUUUGCAAUACAUCACAGUGGUAUUUUGCCAAUUCUAAAAGAAGUUGUCGAAUUGCUUUUCCAAAAAGGACUGGUCAAGGUAUUGUUUGCUACUGAAACUUUUGCUAUGGGUGUCAAUAUGCCCGCUCGGACGGUAAUUUUCGACUCACUGCAGAAACAUGAUGGCCGUCAGUUGCGAAUGUUGAAUCCCGGGGAAUAUAUUCAGAUGGCUGGUCGAGCUGGACGACGAGGUUUGGAUGCUACUGGGACCGUAAUUGUUUUAUGUAAAGGGCCUUAUGUUCCCGAUUAUUUAGAUUUAGUCAAUUGUAUGCAGUCAUUCCAGGGCAAACCAACAAAGUUGGAAUCACGAUUUAGGGUAACAUAUUCGAUGCUUCUGAAUUUGUUGCGGGUAGAAUAUCUGAGUAUCGAGGACGUACUACGGCGAAGCUACGUUGAGAGCGCAUCAUUGAGAUUAGCACUAGCACAUAAAGCACGCUUAAAAGAGGUAGAAAAACUGCUAGUAUCAAAAGAAGAUCCUAAUUGCACAGCAUGUUUUCCUAUCGAAAGCCGUUCGAUUGUUGAUUACUAUGAGAACUUAAAGAUAUUCCUACGAUCUCGAGCUGAAUUAUGGCCUGAAUUAAUUCGGUUUUCGGUUGUAGAUAAAUUGCUAGCACCGGGACGUUUAAUUAUCGUUUGUUUGCCAGAAGUUGGACGAAUUGCUACUGUGGCAAUUCUUCUUAAGAUAACGGUGGAUGGAAAUUCAAAAAAAAUGACUUUACUACUGUCAGUGGAAGGCGAUCAACAAAUACGUGAAAAAUGUGAAAUAGAUAGUUUCACACGAAUGCCACAGGAGGAACGACAAGAAAUCUGUGAAACAAGCUUAUUGCAAUGUGCAGCACUUUAUGGUCUUGAAGGUCUACCACCGCAAAAAUUCUCAGAUCAAGUACGAAGAAUAGGCUUUGUUUUGGAUGGUAUAUCAUUCGAUCGUUUGAUAGCAAUUUGUCAGAGAACUGUGAAGAUUGAUCCGCUGGCUAUUAUAGAAGAUAUAAAAUCACGAAAUCACCCGAACCAUCGGACUAAAUCGCCAAACGAAGGUGUCCGAAAAAUAAUUAACGAAAUUGAUAAUAUAACAGCAAAUUGGGAUAGUACCAAGAAGGGAAAUAUAAAGUUACCAGGGCAAGACAUACAAGUGAGCGAUAUUGACAUAUUUCAAAAAUUGCUUCAUUUGAAUGACCUUCGCAAUUUCCUCAUAAAUGAUGCAAACUUUCAUUGUCGACAAUGUCCGCUAUUCCGAGAGCAUUUCAUAUAUAUACAUGAUAAAAGAAGCCUACAAGAGAAAUGUGAUGAACUCCGUGUAAGGCUUUCAGCUGGUGGUUUGCUUCUUUCACAGGAUUACUAUGAUCGUAUUAAGCUUUUACGCCGACUGAACUAUAUUGAUGACUCAAAUUUGGUUUCUCUGAAAGGUCGCGUGGCAUGCGAAAUACAUCAUCAGGAAUUGCUAAUUACGGAAUUGAUGCUGGACAACAAAUUUCACUAUCGUUCAACUGCGGAAAUAGCAGCCAUGCUUUCAGUAACCACUUGUCAGCAUAGGUCAAGAGAAGGCGAUUAUAGAAAAGAUAAGGAAGAUGAAAUCGUGCGUCCACCACCAGUUCUAAAAGAGUUGAAAGAUGACAUCAUAGAAGUUUGUAACAGAAUUGGGACAUUCCAACGAGAAUGUGGUGUAAAAGAUGUCGACAUUUCUGAAGAACUAAGCUUUGAUUUGAUGCAUGCCGUUUAUGAAUGGGCCAAUUCCAUGCCAUUUGCUGAUAUAAUGCAGCUGACGGAUGCACAGGAAGGUUUGAUUGUACGUUGUAUACAGAGGUUGGAUGAAUUAUGUCGCGAUAUACGAAAUGCUGCUCGACUAGUUGGUGACCCUGCAUUGUAUGAGAAAAUGGACGAUACAUCGGCAGCUAUAAAGAGGGAUAUUGUUUUUGCUGCUAGUCUUUAUACUGUUAUGGAUUAA